AAAAAUAUUCAAUAUUUAUAUAUAUGUUGCAUUAUUUUUAUUAUGAAAAUAGAAGAGACAAUAAAUUCAAUCCCUUUCUCUGUGUUUAUAGGUUUACCGAAAAACGAUACAAUAGUGAAUACGAAAGAAAGAUUCGAAAAGAAUCGAUCGUAUUGACGCUUACAACAACUAUUUUUGAGUCUGUAAUAGGAAAAAUGGAAUUAGCAGUUACUAAUAUUAUAUUUUCUAAUUAUGCUAACUGUCUUCGUUAAUAUAUUUGCUUUUAUUGGUAUUGGUUUUAUCAUUACAUAAAUUAUCAUACAAUAAAUUCAUAUAUAAUUUUAGAUGGCUUUGCCUUCUCUUCUAUUGGAUCCUGAAUUAUCCACAGUUCUUACAACUAAUGAAAUGCAUAUAAUAAAUGAUGUUAUGUGUAAUGUUGAAUUUUGUUGUAAAUGUUUACAACAAAAUUGCGCAAGCAGAUUCUUGACAAACAUGUUGACAUUCUUCGUACAAAUCCUUAUUAUAAACAUAUUUCCAUAACAUCAGCUUUAUUUAUGUGUUACAUCCGUUAUUUUCUAGAUUAUAUUUUAGCUAGAAUGCAUCUUAUGUCAGACCAAACGAGGAAUAAAGAAUUACAUUACAGAAAAUUUUGGCGCUGUCAGAAGAAAUCUGCCGACGAUAUUGCUGUAUUUACUGUUGAUUUGGAAAAGCAACGGAUUAAUCAUAAAAGAAUGUUGGAGGGCGUAGUCAAGCGAUACAGGAAUAAUAUAAUUGCUAUUAAUGAAAUCGACAAAAACUGCAACGAAGACAUCAUAAAUACAACUAUCAAAUAUGAAAAGAAACAAUUUAUUUUAUAUAAAGCAUGGGAAUUUGAACAAAAUGAAAUACAAUUAGCGUUGGAGAAUGUUAUAGAUGACUUUGAAUCCUUGAAAGACAUAAAUACGAAAUUGAAACAAACUAUACGUGAACGCAGAUUGACGAUAGAAUCGAAAUUAUUUGCAAUAAUGAUGAAAUAUGACGUAGAAAUUGGCAGUAGAUAUCGAAUGUUAGAAGAACUCAGUGAAGUAUAUAAAUAUGAUAAGAUAGUGAAACAUUUAUUGGAGGAAGAGGUGAAACAUCAAGAAAUAUACCUUGUUUCUGUAAAACAAAAAGAAUUACGUACACCUACGUUUAAACAAGAACAUUUUGCACGGAUUAUUCAACGUUGGUGGCGAAAAAUUUUAUGGAAUAGAGAAGCAAAAAAAGUGAAGAAUAUAUAGAAAAAUGUAACUCAUAGCGCACAUAAAUUUUACAUUAAAAUAUGUAUUUUAUAUAUAGGAUAUGGUAAAAGGUUCCUCACUGCAAUAAUAUAUAUUUAAUUAAAUCAUUAAAAAUCAUAUAAAUAUUUUCUUGCAAAUUAUGAAAUCUUCGA
Messenger RNA from Nylanderia fulva, 1390 nucleotides. Its product is annotated as dynein regulatory complex subunit 10-like. NCBI's taxonomy places the organism in Eukaryota, Metazoa, Arthropoda, Insecta, Hymenoptera, Formicidae. The record is from RefSeq and is a predicted model, not a curated record.